GCAAGGGAGGGGUUUAGGGGGGGCAGAGGGUGGUGUGGAGGAGGAGCCAUCGGUGCGGAACCGGGAUGGAGUGGAUGCGAGCGGCGGUGCUGUUGCUGUCGCUGUCCGGCGGCCUAGUGGCCGGUCGGGCGGCCCGGGCCGGUGAGGACUGGGGAUACGUGUCGGUGCGGGACGGGGCGAACCUGUUCUGGUGGCUGUACCCGGCGGCGGGGAAUUCGUCCGCUCCCCUUGUCCUCUGGUUGCAGGGCGGCCCGGGAGGUUCCAGCUGCGGAUACGGGAACUUCGAGGAGAUUGGGCCGCUGGACGUGGAUCUGAAGCCCCGGGAGUUCACGUGGGCCGGAGGGGUCAACCUGCUGUUUGUGGACAGUCCGGUGGGCGCGGGCUUCAGCUACACCACGGACAGCGGCGCCUUCGCGCGGAACCUCAGCACAGCGGCCCGUGACACCGUGUUUCUGCUCGACGCCUUGUUCCGCAGCAAACCGCUCCUGCAGGAGGUUCCGUUCUACAUCUUUGCCGAGUCAUACGGCGGGAAAUUGGCGGCGGCCAUUGGACUGGAGCUCGUGAAGGCCGCGCCGCGCCGGGUCAAGUGUCGUCUCGCUGGCGUUGCCCUCGGCGACUCGUGGAUCUCCCCCCUGGACUCGGUGCUGUCCUGGGGCCCUUACCUGCACAGCACGUCGCUGCUCGAUGACCUGGGUCUGGCGGAGGUCAGCGCUGCUGCGGCCAAGGUCCAGGCGGCCGUUGAGGGCGGGGACUACCUGACCGCCACCCGCCUGUGGGCCGAGACCGAGAGCAUCGUGGAGAGGUGCACGGACGGUGUGAACUUUUACAACAUCCUGAAUGGCCGCAAGGCAGCGGUCAGCGAAGAUGAUGGGGUCAGCGACGGGGUCAGCGCCAGUCCCGGCCUCGUACACGGUGCCCCACUGGUCGCGCUGUUCCAGCGACACGUGCGCCCCCUGCAGGCAGACCGCUUGGCCGCGCUCAUGAACGGACCAAUCAGAGCGAAGCUGAAGGUCAUCCCUGACUUUGUGCAGUGGGGGGCCCAGUCGGAGCAGGUCUUUGCAAACAUGGAGGGCGACUUCAUGAAGCCGGUGACCGGGGUGGUGGACCGGCUGCUGGACGCUGGAGUCAACGUUACCGUCUACAACGGCCAGCUUGACCUCAUCGUCGACACGCUGGGGCAGGAGGCGUGGGUGCGUGGACUGACAUGGCGAGGGUUGCCGGGUUACCUGCAGCAAAGAUGGCGGCCACUCUACACCCGCUCCCGGCCCGGCACCACCGCCGCCUUCUACAAACAGCACCAGAACCUCGCCUUCCUCUGGGUGUUGAGAGCCGGUCACAUGGUGCCUGCUGACCAGGGGGAGAUGGCGCUGCAGAUGCUGCGGUUGGUGACGGACCCUCAGCACUGACCCUGGAGUUCCGCACGGACACCUCGAGGGGGGGGGUGGUCAGUGGGAUGUGUGGUCACUCGGUCACUCAGUCACGGGCUGAGCACUGACCCCAGGAGCACGACUCGGGGGG
Molecule: messenger RNA, 1518 nt
Organism: Leucoraja erinaceus (little skate)
Lineage: Eukaryota; Metazoa; Chordata; Chondrichthyes; Rajiformes; Rajidae
Gene: scpep1
Product: serine carboxypeptidase 1
Biological process (GO): proteolysis
Molecular function (GO): serine-type carboxypeptidase activity
Source: RefSeq, a predicted model, not a curated record